GACACCCACCGACAGAGGGGAAACCGACAGCUGUACAGAGGAGCCGUGCACAUGUAACAGCUCGAGCAUCAUGAGGUGAAUCUCAGAUCACGUUGUGCAGAGAGAACACAGGGUGAUUUUAUGCUGCACUACGUCCACAGACGACUGGUUUCUCUUGACGUCAGGAGAAAGUCUGAGCGCUGCGCACAAGCUCAGCAUCCACAUCGCUCCCACAGGGAAGGAGACGCGCAUCGCAGCUGCAGAUCGCCAUUUAGCUGUAGUGUGGCGAAUCCGAUCAGCGUUGUAGGAUGCCUCUUGGAGAGGAUGGAAAUGGAUGGAAGAAGAAGACGUCAGACAUCAAAGAACACUAUGACUUCAAAGAAGUACUGGGAACCGGAGCUUUCUCUGAGGUGGUUCUAGCAGAGGAGAAGAGGACCCAGCGGCUGGUCGCCAUCAAGUGCAUCCCCAAGAAAGCACUGGAGGGCAAAGAGAACAACAUCGAGAAUGAGAUCGCAGUACUACACAGAAUCAAGCACGCCAACAUCGUGACGCUGGAGGACAUCUUUGAAAGUACAUCUCACCUAUAUCUUAUCAUGCAGCUGGUCUCCGGAGGCGAGCUGUUCGACAGGAUCGUGGAGAAAGGUUUCUACACGGAGAGAGAUGCCAGCCAGCUCAUCCACCAGAUCUUAGACGCCGUCAAAUAUCUCCACGAUAUGGGAAUCGUCCACAGAGACUUGAAGCCGGAGAACCUGCUCUAUUACAGCAUGGACGAAGACUCCAAGAUUAUGAUCAGCGACUUCGGCCUGUCAAAGAUCGAGGGAGCGGGCAGCGUCAUGUCCACAGCCUGCGGCACUCCUGGAUACGUGGCUCCAGAGGUUCUCGCUCAGAAGCCCUACAGCAAAGCAGUGGAUUGCUGGUCCAUCGGAGUUAUUUCUUAUAUCCUAUUGUGUGGAUAUCCUCCGUUUUACGAUGAGAACGACGCAAAGCUGUUUGAGCAGAUUCUGAAAGCAGAGUACGAGUUUGAUUCUCCGUACUGGGACGACAUCUCAGAUUCAGCCAAAGACUUCAUCUGUCACCUGAUGGAGAAAGAAUCUUUGAAGAGAUAUACAUGCGACCAGGCGCUCCAACAUCCAUGGAUCUGUGGAGACACAGCUCUGGACAAGAAUAUCCAUGAAUCUGUCAGUGCUCAGAUCAAGAAGAACUUCGCUAAGAGCAAAUGGAAGCAAGCGUUCAAUGCCACAGCGGUGGUGCGCCACAUGCGGAAGUUGCAGCUGGGGACAAGUCUUGAGGGGCCCAGUCAGAUUACUCCCACCAGUCCCUGCCAUGGGCAUCUGCUCCCAGAGGCAGAGGAGGAGGAGGAGGAGGAGGAUUUGGGGAAUGGAGAAGAGGAGAGCUUGUCCCACUACGAGGACGGCCGGCGUGGAAGCAACGAGGGCAGCACAGACCGGGACAGCCUGAGGAGCUGCACCUACUGCUGCAGGCCAGCCAGUCGCGUUUGA
Molecule: messenger RNA, 1478 nt
Organism: Pleuronectes platessa (European plaice)
Lineage: Eukaryota; Metazoa; Chordata; Actinopteri; Pleuronectiformes; Pleuronectidae
Gene: camk1a
Product: calcium/calmodulin-dependent protein kinase Ia
Exons: 12
Coding region: 288-1478 (396 amino acids)
Biological process (GO): peptidyl-serine phosphorylation
Cellular component (GO): intracellular anatomical structure
Molecular function (GO): ATP binding; calmodulin binding; calcium/calmodulin-dependent protein kinase activity
Source: RefSeq, a predicted model, not a curated record